CGCACCCCGACUCGAUCCUCCCACUUCGACCGAUAAGAUCUCUUUUUCCUCUCCCCGCGGGGAGUCUCGUUCGUCGACACUGUUGCAUACCAGUCAAACAUAAACACCAUCGCCCAAGAUGUCUGCCGGUCUCAAAACCAUCAUCGCACUCUCCUUCGUGCUCGCCGUCGGAUUCCUCCUCGUUAUCCUGUCCUGCGCGCUGUGGAAGGUCUACUAUCCUCUGCUCGUCGUUGCCACCUAUGUCAUUGCGCCCAUUCCCAACUGGAUCUGCGGACACUGCGCCAACCCCGAUGAUUUCGUCGAGAGCUCCGGUGCUGCGGUUCUAGAUCUUGGACGUUUCUUUACGGGAUUCUUUGUUGUUAUGGGAAUUGCUCUACCCGUCGUCCUCGCACACUCCGGCCUCAUCGAAGUCCAAGCCAUGGUUAUGUCCAUAAUCGGCGGUCUACUGAUUUACGGAACCAUUGUCAGCUUCGGCAUGUUCUUCCACGAGGAGCAAGAUUUCUAGGCGCGCGCGCGUGACAGAAACGUGUGAAGUCAGGAGAAAUCGAAAUCACGGAAUAACGACUGAUGAGGCACGUAGCCUUGCAGGAAAGAGGAGGGUAAUUUCUAGCAUAAAACCUGUACAACGCGUGUAUGAUCACAGAAGACAAAGGAGUCGUAUUGGCAUUCAGCGGGGUUUUAAACAGGGGUCUCGGUUACUCACAAAGAGGAUUCUUUGACUUCCGAUAUGGCAAUAAUAUGGCCAUAGUCGGUCGUCAGUGUGUAUUUGUGGGCGUCAUAUAAAUCGUAUUAUUUCUGCUCUUUGUAA
Messenger RNA from Fusarium graminearum PH-1, 808 nucleotides. RefSeq lists its product as uncharacterized. Gene Ontology annotation, biological process: late endosome to vacuole transport via multivesicular body sorting pathway. Lineage: Eukaryota; Fungi; Ascomycota; Sordariomycetes; Hypocreales; Nectriaceae. The transcript has 2 exons. Gene Ontology annotation, cellular component: endosome; Vps55/Vps68 complex. The coding region runs from base 119 to 505 and encodes 128 amino acids. The record is from RefSeq and is a predicted model, not a curated record.